Molecule: messenger RNA, 2874 nt
Organism: Pygocentrus nattereri (red-bellied piranha)
Lineage: Eukaryota; Metazoa; Chordata; Actinopteri; Characiformes; Serrasalmidae
Gene: stm
Product: starmaker
Exons: 25
Coding region: 224-2041 (605 amino acids)
Source: RefSeq, a predicted model, not a curated record
UGCUUUUUAACCCUGUUUUAAUGAGUGCAAUCUAAGCCGUUCCUGUGUGACGCCUCUCUCUCCCAGGCACGGCCUCCCCUAGCGGGCUGGACUGGGGGGUGGGGGCGCCGGGCAUAUAAAAGCCCUGGGGCAUGCUCCCGCUGGGCUUUAGACCUGCGGGACAGCACGAAAAAACCCUGAGCCUGUCUCGUCUUCCCUUCCACACAGCGCUUCCCAUUUUGUCAUGAUGCUGGCACGGUCACUGAUUGGUCCCCUGAUCUUUGCUUUAGUGGGUGUCACUCUUUCUGCACCAAUAAGUGAUGGCACAGACAAUGAUGAGAGAGCCCAGGCACUAGCAUUAAUGAAUGGUGUUACCGGCGCAGCUGAACCAACCCAUAGCCCUGGAGACUCAGGAACUACAGAUGGAACAGAUUCAGCAGAGAGAGCAGAAGGUCCAAGUGACUCCUCAACUGAUACAACAGAAAAGCCAGGUGACACAAGCCAGGAUGAAACCACCAGAGGCCCUGAUUCAAUAGAUUCUGCUGAGGGUGGGGCGGAACGGAAGGACCCAGAUAUGCCAGGCACAGCUGAUAAAGACUCGAUUGAUCAUUCAGAUGACACGGCUGAUCAAUCAACAGAAAAGAAACUGGAUGAAACCAAGGAAGUAACAGACACAGACAGUGAUUCUCUGGAUACUGAUUCCCCAUCUAAAGCAUCACAUGAAAUAGACUCCUCAGAGAGAUCAGAGAAGGAUGUCGCUGAUGAUGAUAACACUGACACAGACAAAGAUUCUUCCAGUAAGGAGAUGUCAGACCUGGAAUCACAUGACGAGCCACACAAGGAUUCUCAAGAGGACGCAGAUGACAAGUCUGAUGCUGCAGACACAGACAAAGAAACCUCAGAUUCAGACGAAUCUGACAAAGAUGAGCCAGAUGACAGCAUCGACACAGAUACAGACAAGAACAGCAAGGACAAGGACGAGGACAAAAACACAGAGGUGGAGGACACGGACAGCGCAGACAAAGAAGUGAAGGACAGCGACGGAGACAGCAGCGAGACCAAAGUCACGAAAGACACUGAUGAGCAGGAGAAGAGCGACAACCUAGACACGGAUGAAAAAGACUCAGAUCGCUCUUCAGAGCGAGGAGACAAGGACAGCAAAGAUGACACAGAAACGGAUGGUAAAGACAGUGACAGUGACCGUGACACAGCAGAUUCCGCAGAUGUAUCAGAGACCAAGGACAGCACUGAGAAAACAAGCAAAGACAGCGACAAAGACAGUGACAAAGACAGUGACAAAGACAAUGAUGUAGAGAGAGACAAAGACAGUGAUGCAGAUAGUGACAAAGGCAGAGAUACAGACAGCACAGGCACAGAGGACGAAGAUGAAGGCGCAGAUAGUAACAAGGGCACCACAGAUGAUGCUAGCGAUGACAAAAGCAAUGACAGUCAUGAAGGAAAGGAGACUGAGAGGGAGACUGGAGAGAAAGAUAAAGACACUGACCAGGAGUCAACGAGCAAGUCUGAUGAGACUGUCGGGGAACCAUCUUCAGUAGACUCCCGAGAAAGCCAGAAAGCAGACUCUGACAGUUUGGAAUCCUCAAACGUCUCAAGUAAAGAAGACAGCCAGGACACAGGAAAGAGCAGCACUGAAUCCACUGACAGAGACAGCUCGGACAACACUGACCAUGCUGACCGGGAUAGCGCUGAGACAGAGGGAGAAGCUAGAGAUGAUGAGAGCGCAGGUAGUCCAGAAACAGAGACCCCAGAUUCACCAGACACAUCGCUGGAAACAGCUGAAGACUCAAGCAAUUCCAAUGACGAGAAUGACAACAGUGACUCAAUGGACGCAACAGAGUCAACAUCACACGAGGAGAACACUGAUGAAGACACUGACACAGACACUACCGAUGAAGAAGACGAUGCAGACAUAGAUGAAGAUGACACGCUGCAAGAAGACCCUGAGGCUGCUCCCAUCGAUGUACCUGGUCAGCCAGAUCAUUUAGAUGACACAACACAAGGGCCUGUCGUUGGCAGCAAUAACCCUCCCUUAAGCUCCUAGCGUCCAGGUUUUUGCUAAACAAAACAGUUUAACAGGGUUAUCAGACAUAAACAAGAGAAGCAACUGAAGUGGACACAUUAACCAGCUUCAUUUUGAUUCCCAUUAACACGUGACAUUUUUCAAUGCCCCCCCCCCCAAUGGUGAAGGGUCCUAUCUAGAGGGUUCUGGGAUGCACAUUAAAUUAUUCAGCUGUUUGGUGUACAUUCUGUUUUUUUUUCCAUAAGUCUUAAUUCCAAAUCUGAACAAAAGCCGUACUUUCCUAUAUUUGUCCAAUUAAUGCCUUUUCAUUUAAUUUAUGAAAAAAGAAAGUUGGCUCCUAAGGUUCCAGCAGUCAAACGUGUUGCUCAUUGUUUUGAAGCCUAGCUAGUAGCAUUAAAAUGUUUCUUUUGGGGGGUCCUAAGCAGUAAAGACUGAAGUCAAUGAUUGAGUUCAAUGAUCGGAGAAUAAUGGGGAUUCACGAUAUUGAGUCGCCUCUGCUUUUCCUUGCUUUGCCAUUGUCAUUGAGACAUCUUGUCCAUCUAACUGCUCCAGCUUCUAGGCUGACAACGUUCUCCUGACUCUCAGUUAAAUGUUCGCCAUUUAAAAUCUCAAACGUAAACGAUGUACUGUAGAUUAAGCUAUUUUCUACUAUAAAAUAAAAGUGUACAGACAGUUUUAUGAAACGGUCCUUUAAGUUCAUGUCUCUGAAGGUGUAUUAACUAAUACUGUAGUGAUGUAAUGGCUCAGAUUUUCUUCAGAAUUACUGAGAUAAAAGAGAUGUAUAGAUAUAAUUAAUGUCACUUAAAUUUGUACGCAGGGAGCAAUUCUAAUAAAGACUGAGUUGUCAGACAAAA